Messenger RNA from Megalops cyprinoides (Indo-Pacific tarpon), 3808 nucleotides. RefSeq names its product LMBR1 domain containing 2b (gene lmbrd2b). The record is from RefSeq and is a predicted model, not a curated record. The transcript is spliced from 18 exons. Gene Ontology annotation, cellular component: membrane. Bases 414 to 2522 code for a protein of 702 amino acids. Gene Ontology annotation, biological process: adrenergic receptor signaling pathway. Lineage: Eukaryota; Metazoa; Chordata; Actinopteri; Elopiformes; Megalopidae.
UUUCUCAAAGACUGGCGUGUAGUGUAUUUUCAACAAGACCUGCGGGUAUCAUUUUGGCUGUGUUGACAGAUCCUUUGUCUGAUCUGAAACUGCAGAACAGAAGGUGGCGGUAUACACCUUUUAGCGUAACAAAUCCACCCCAUAAAUCAACAGAAGAAGGAAGAGACAGGAAGCUACCGGGAUAUGACGUCGUGUCCAAUGCAAUGCCUCAAUGGUACACAAAUGUCAGUGGAUUGCUCAAAAUUUCCCCAAUUCUGGUUCUCGUCAAAGGUGGCUUGUAGUUUAAUUGGAGGUGUGGGAUUCACUUUGACAAACAAGCGGAGGCUGGCUCUGUGAUCUGCAGUGAAUGUGUGGCUGGCUUUAGUUUCGGUUAGUUGACAGAGCUGCCCUGGGAUCAGUGCGGGUGUGGCAGGAUGAGUGGAGCUGCACUGGGCAUCGAGAUCGUGGUAGUGUUUUUCCUGGCGCUCUUCCUCCUGCACCGCUAUGGUGACUUCCGAAAGCAGCAGCGCAUGGUGCUGUUUGGCACACUGCUGGCCUGGUACCUCUGCUUCCUCAUCGUCUUCAUCCUACCACUGGAUGUCAGCACGACAAUUUACAGGCAGUGCAAAAAUGAAGAGCACACAGCAAUUCCGACUGUGACCUCGACCGUCUCCAACCGGACAGCAACAAACUCCUCCGUGUCCCCAACUAAAAGUGUUUCAAAAGUGUGUUACAAGCCAUGGAGCUACAUUCCAGAUGGAAUCAUGCCUGUGUUUUGGCGGGUUGUGUACUGGACCUCGCAGUGUCUCACCUGGUUGCUGCUACCCUUCAUGCAGUCAUAUGCUCGGUCUGGGGGUUUCUCCAUCACUGGGAAGAUAAAGACGGCACUCAUUGAAAAUGCCAUCUAUUAUGGCACCUACCUGCUCAUUUUUGGCUCUCUUCUCAUCUAUGUGGCCGUGCACCCGCAAUGGCACCUGUCCUGGUAUGAGUUGCAGACAAUAGGCAUUACUGCAGCCAACACCUGGGGGCUAUUCCUGCUGGUGUUGCUGCUGGGCUACGGGCUGGUGGAAAUCCCACGCUCCUACUGGAACGCCUCACGUCAUGGCCACCUGCUGAUCAAGACCUACUUCAAAGCAGCCAAGCUGAUGGCUGAGAAGGCAGAUGCUGAGGAGAACCUGGAGGACAUCAUGGAGGAGGUGAGGAAAAUUAGCGAGGCUAUUAAGUACAACCAUCCCCUGCGGAAGUACAUUGACACCAUUCUGAGAAAGUGUCCCACAGACUACCAGGAGAAGAUGGGCAGGAACAUGGAUGAUUAUGAGGAUUUUGAUGACAAACAGAACACUUAUCCCAGUGAGAAAAGCCUGGUGAAGCUUCAUAAGCAGGUGAUCUAUGCAGUGCAGCGGCAUAAUCGAACCCGAGUUCAGUGGCAGAUCCUGUUGGAUGAGGCCUUCCACUUGGAGGACGUGGCCAAAAAUGAGACCAGCUCUUCUCGCCAGUUUGUCCACAGCUUUGCCCCUGCCGAGCCUCCUGGCUGGAUCAACCGCUACAUCUACACCCCCACAGUAGAGUGGUACUGGGAGUGCAUGCUGAGGCAGUGGUUCUACCGCGUGCUGGCGGUGGUUCUGUCUGUGUUCUCUGUGGUGGUGGUUUGGUCCGAAUGCACCUUCUUCAGCACUCGGCCCGUCCUCUCUCUCUUUGCCGUCUUCAUUCAGCUGGCAGAGAGGGAAUACAACUACCUGUACAUUGAGAUGGCGUGCUUCAUCACAAUCUUCUUCCUGUGUACUUGUGUGUACUCUACUGUGUUCCGCAUCCGAGUCUUCAACUACUACUAUUUCGCCUCCCACCACCAGACCGAUGCCUACAGCCUCCAGUUCAGCGGCAUGCUCUUCUGUCGUCUGACUCCCCCUCUGUGUCUGAACUUUCUGGGACUGAUCCACAUGGACUCGGCUAUCUCGCAUCAGCAGAAAGAGCAAACCGCAUACACCUCUAUAAUGGGCUCCAUGCGGGUGCUCUCCUUUAUAGCCAACGGUUUCUACAUCUAUUAUCCCAUGUUAAUUGUUAUACUCUGCAUCGCCACUUACUUCAGCCUGGGCACCCGCUGUCUCAACCUCCUGGGUUUUCAGCAGUUCAUGGGUGACAACAACAUGACCUCUGACCUGAUCGACGAGGGAAAGGAGCUAAUCCGUCGAGAGAAAAGGAAACGCCAGAGGGUGGAAGAUGGAGAGAACAGACGAAGAGAAUGGAAAGAGCGCUAUGGGAACCAGCGGGAUGACUAUUCUGCCAGGAACAGAAGCACUCAUUCUGAGCUGAAAGAGACCAACUACUCUGACACAGCUAACGCGAGCGCUAACAGACAAGCUAAGUACUCUCGGUCCAGCGGCCGGCCGGAGAGGGACCGAAUAGAGCUGCUGCAGGAUGCCGAGCCGCUGGACUUCAAUGCUGAGGCACUCUCCGAUGACCUGGAGUCAGAGAUGGGGAGACACGCAGGGGGUCGCUACCUGUCCAUGUCCUCGUCCCGGAGCCGAAUAUUCGACGACGUGUGACAGCAGCUGAGGACGGGAAGGAGAGGAAAGCAUGCUGACUCUCUCACUCCUCCCUUCCACCCCUCACACAGGCAAGACAGUGGCCAGGAAGGUGGCACAAAAAGUAGCACAGUACCUCUCCCUUUCACUGGUGAUGCUCUUUGCCUGUCAGGGCGUUGUGUAUCCCAAUGGCUGCUGUUUGGCCGGCUUGUACUCAGAUGUGAGCAUACAUCCAUGUAAAACUCAAGCAGCUCCAGAAUAUAAUCUUGUUGUUGGCCCUGCUCUUGGAGCAACUGAAACUGAGUUCAGUUGAGCUGCCCACUAGACAAAUUUGCCUCCUUUAGGUUAAACUUGUAACAAAAAAAGAUCAUUGAUCAUUGGAAAGAACACAAAUCACUCCUCUAUGGAUAAGCCCUAUCAUUUUUGGCUUAAAUUCAUAUGUAUAAGAAAACUGACAGAUUUAUUUAUUUACUUAUUUUAAACAGCAUUUUGAUAUUUACUGAUUUUCAACCGUAGUUGUACCGUCAGUGAUAAAUGAAAUGCCUUUCUGGGUUAAAGCAAACUAUUGAUUGAACUAACUUUCUUCCAGAGGAAUUGUAAAGAGGGCACACAAGUUUACGUAUGAAGAUAUAUCUUGUACAAAAAUGAUUGGGCAUGCUGCUCAGUUGGUUGAAAUAACACUAUACUUAAGACAUAAUGGAAACGUUCACUGAUAUGUUCACUGAUAUUCAACAAAUGCCAACAAAUGCAGACUACUUCCGAAAAUAUCUCCUCGUGUAAAGAGGCAUAAGCCAGUAAGGAAUUGUAGAUGUUUCAUUGCCAGAUAAUGUUAUUGUUUGGUUUUGGAUGGCAACAUUGUGCAAUUUUAGUAACAUAAAGCAACUUGGAAUUGCUAGUAAGCAAUAGAUAUGAGUUUUGUAGAUAACAACCUGACUAUAACAAUAAUAUCAAAUAGUAUUAGCCACUUAGAGAGGCUAGUUAGCAAGAUAAAAUCUGAAUGAAUGAUGCUAGGUAAUAGGCCAAUAUCUGCUUCUUACAGUUAUAGUUCAGUAGCUUAUGCAGAACACACUAACCAACAUUUGGGUAACUAGUGCAUUUCUUAGUGGACAUAAAUGCUUGUACAGCAGCUUAGCCUAUGUCAGUUGUGAUACCUAAUAUUAUGCUGGUGAUGAAGUUAGAGCUGUGUGUGAACCAUGCAAUACCAAAGGUGGGGAAAAGUUUUUGUUUCUAAAUAAAAAUGGGUCUGUCUCCUAAGUAUCUUCAUUUUCAUUAAGGACAUAUCUCCCCUUUUAAUCCAUUUUAAAUUA